GAUCUGAACAGAAACAUUUGAAUAUUUUUAUAUAUACGCACACGCCUUUUCCAAAUUUAUUUUAUUUGUCCGUCUAAUGAGCACAAUGACUGAAGAAGACCGCAAAAUGGCUGUCUACACUGCGAACAGAAAGAAAUAUAACUAUACUUUGGCUGUCUUGAUGGCGAUGCGGAACGACUUCGAACCGGAAAAAUUCCUUAGCCUGUAUGAUGAUAUACACAAUCGAUAUCCUAUGCUAAUCCAUAAUCAUGUGAUUGAUACGGCGAUCAUCAUAUGGAAAAAAUGCUUUGUUGUGCCGGACAAGGAUGUGUCUUUUUAUUAUAGGGAAUUAUACAAAUACCAUUUCAAUAUGAUAGAUGCACUGAAUGGCGAUUAUUAAACCGAGUCAAAGUCAAAAGUCGCUAAUGCUGUGCAAGCAAAUCAUUUUACUAAAACGAUCAAAUUAAAAUUAACCUUGACAAAUGCUUUUCAGCAUUAGAACUUCAAUUUUUCGAUUUUUUUAUUUUAUUACUCAUUCGCCUAGUCGAUAAUUUUUUUAAUUUGACAGCAUAAAAGUAUGCUAUAGAAAUUGUCAAAAUCCCAAAAGUUCAUUUUCUUUCUUUCAAUAUCUUGAAUAAAUGCUCAUUGUCACUGUUGUA
This is a messenger RNA of Drosophila albomicans, 638 nucleotides long. RefSeq lists its product as uncharacterized. The transcript is spliced from 2 exons. The record is from RefSeq and is a predicted model, not a curated record. Lineage: Eukaryota; Metazoa; Arthropoda; Insecta; Diptera; Drosophilidae. The coding region runs from base 77 to 379 and encodes 100 amino acids.